CUUUUAAUGUUGGUAAAUUUCCUGUGAGAUAUUUAUGCAUAAAUACUCAGAAUUCAUCGAUACCUAACGUUAAUCGAAACUUCAGAGCAACGUCUUUUAAACCGUCGCGUAUUUAGAAUAUUGUGUUUUGUUUGCUACACUUUAAAUGGCGCGAAGAUGUCUUGGCCCUGCAAAUUGGCGGUUGCCGUGCAACAUUUUAGCGCCAGCCUGCCUGCCCCUGUCGUCACAGCCAGCAACAGCAGUUGCAGCAGCGAUUGCUCUUGUAAUUGCAAAUGCUGCAGCGGUCUCAUCCAAAAGUACGUAAGCUUCGAUGAGGAGGCAACGUCAUCCGGCGGACUUGUGCAAAAGAUGGUGCGUUUUAGCACCACGGACAUGAUGCGUCUGCUGCGCGUAGCUCAGUCCUGUGAGAAUUUCUGGAGUAAUAAAUACCACAAAGUGGAUUUGCUAUCAGAUUACAAAGCUUUGGGCGCUGCCUUCGAAGCGCAGCCGAGCGCCACGAACAUUGCCCAGUUAGAGCAGAUUAUGGACACCAUAACAUCAGGCUAUCGUCGAGCCGUUGCCAAGCUCAAUGACAGCGAGUCUUGUACUGCACUAAGGUCAACGGCAGCUGCUCCUAUUAUUCCAGGCUUGCGCUGCGGCUGCGAAGACUGCGCGCAGAUGCCGUGGCGCAGACUGCAGCAGCUGGAAGCACAUCAAUGGCAGCACAAGCCCAGCGAUAAUUUGCAUUGUCGUUUAUGCUAUCGUCGUUUUUUUCUGCAGCACAAUCUGCUCUCGUAUAGGACCCGACGCACAAAACGGGACGUGGCGGGACCACUGUUGGAAAAUGAGACCUAUAAGCUAAUGCUGUCGGUGCAGCAGCAGCAAGAGCUGGCGGAGCAACUGGAACAGCUUCCUCUUGUUGAAGAACUGCACGUCCGCAUGCCCAGAGACAGCUACUCGAAUUAUGUUUUGGAAUCGAAAGUCCGCGUGCCACCGGCGCCUCGAAAGCGCUGCCCGCUCAGCGCCUGUCCACAAUGCAACCAUAGUUACCCGUACAGCUAUAGCCAUCAACUUCAUAGGCAGAAGCAACAUGCCAUCAGUCAGUGCAACCGACGUUGGCAUUGCACUAGUUGCACUCGCAACUUUCACACGCGUCGCAUUUACAUGCAGCAUCUGCAACGCGUGCGUAAUGCGUGUCGAUUGCGGCUUCGUAGAUUCAAAUGCUCCAGCUGCAAGGGGCGCUUCCAGCUGGAGCGUUCGCUACGCGCGCAUGUGGCUCUGGCCCAUAUGCGCAGCUUCAGUUGCCUCAUCUGCAAAUUGCCCUCGCAGAGUCGCUGCUGUGACAAGCACAGCCGGGAGGAGGCUCGGGAGGCGAAUCGUGCACGGAUGCAAAGACGUCGGCUGGAAUUGGGACUUCCGCCGCGCCCGGAGCCCAAGCCGCCGAUUAGAGCUGCUUGUAGCAUAUGCCAAAAGGAAUUCCUGAAUACCUUCCUGCUCAAUAUACACGUCAAGCGGAUUCAUCUCAAACAGAAGGACUUCAUCUGCGAGACAUGCGGCAAGGAGUUCUACUGCAAAAAGGAGGUCUACGAGCAUGUUAAGAAGGUGCAUUUGAAGAAUGAUUCUGUUUACUGCGAGCCCUGCGGCGUGACCAUCAAAGAGAAAAGCAACUAUAUGCGCCACUGCGACAGCUUACGGCACGUUGAGAUGCUGGCCAAGCUGCAGGGAGAUUUGCCCAACAAUUCGCCUGUCGAGAAGCAUGUGCCCAGGGGACCGGUGCAUUACUGCGAGGCCUGCGAUCGUACAAUCAAGGGCCAUGCGGCAUUCAGGCAUCAUUGUGAAACCAAAUUCCAUAAACGAAAUUCGACACAGAAUAAAGAAAAAGUUGAUAAUGUAGAUGAGACGUAGGCUUAGUCUGAACUAAACUGUUACAUUACUUUUUAAGCAGAUAUAUAUAAAUGUUUUCAGUAAUUAUUAUGAUUGUCUGUUAUAAACAAAUGGAAGCGUUCGAUUAAGAUU
Drosophila hydei is the source of this 1995-nucleotide messenger RNA. RefSeq names its product zinc finger protein 254. Gene Ontology annotation, molecular function: zinc ion binding; nucleic acid binding. The record is from RefSeq and is a predicted model, not a curated record. Bases 157 to 1884 code for a protein of 575 amino acids. The transcript is spliced from 2 exons. NCBI's taxonomy places the organism in Eukaryota, Metazoa, Arthropoda, Insecta, Diptera, Drosophilidae.